GGGACCGUACCGUCGUUCGCAGUGGGCUGCUCCGUGCCGGCAAAAACCACUACAUCUCCCCCCGCCCGGAGACACACGAUAUCUCUGUCCUCUGCCCAACCCCAUCCGACGGUCGGCGAGGGGUGUGUCGCCGGGGUUAGUGGAUGAUGGGGUUUUGGACGACCCCGCCGAUAACACAUUUUGGCCGAUCCUCCACAGCGGAUGGCGAUCGAUCGGGGGUUGGGGGGGCUGUGGCCGAGGAGCCGGCUCCGACACCAAUGUUCACUGUGGAGCCACACACGAAAUGACGACCCCCGAGCGAGCCAAAGCCCACUCCACGCCUCAACCGGAUCAAUUCACGCAUUCGACGCAAUCAGUCCGGUUACGUGUGUUCCAUCGUACGCCGGAUGUCCCACCCCUUCAUGAUGGAUCACCCCCACUGAGCCGAAGACCCAAACCACGAUCCCCGCUCUCCGCCGGGGUUGUCUUCCGCGCUGGGGUGGGACAGCACGAGGCCUCUUGGGGUGGGGUGGUCAUCGAGGGCGUGCAGAGGGGCGUGGGCUCCCUGUCCCCGAGUGAAGCCAGAGCGUGCCAGCGGUCGGCAGGGAAAAGCCCGGCGGGUCGUCCACGGACGAAGAGGACGUAUGGGGCCCUACCCGGAGAGAUAGGCGCAUCCCCCAUGCUCGCUCGGGCAGUACCGGCUCUCACGUCCGGGUAUGCCGAGCCUGCUGCGGAAGGCGCCACCCCGCGUGACAGCGGAUGGCCGGCCGAGACCAGGAAAAAGACCAAUCGACCCGGCGCCCGGAGGGUCCUUCUUCCCUCCACCCGCACGACGGCAUGAUGGCCCAGCACGGGUCAAUAGCGAACACAGCACGGGGAUCGCACGAACAACAGUACGAUACUUCCCGGGGUGCCCCCAAGCCUUGCUCCUGUUCCGGGGGGAUUGGCCGUC
Molecule: messenger RNA, 931 nt
Organism: Selaginella moellendorffii
Lineage: Eukaryota; Viridiplantae; Streptophyta; Lycopodiopsida; Selaginellales; Selaginellaceae
Exons: 1
Coding region: 284-820 (178 amino acids)
Source: RefSeq, a predicted model, not a curated record